Messenger RNA from Cucumis melo (muskmelon), 1042 nucleotides. Its product is annotated as V-type proton ATPase subunit F. Bases 285 to 677 code for a protein of 130 amino acids. Gene Ontology annotation, biological process: proton transmembrane transport. The transcript is spliced from 6 exons. The record is from RefSeq and is a predicted model, not a curated record. Gene Ontology annotation, cellular component: membrane; proton-transporting V-type ATPase, V1 domain. Gene Ontology annotation, molecular function: proton-transporting ATPase activity, rotational mechanism. NCBI's taxonomy places the organism in Eukaryota, Viridiplantae, Streptophyta, Magnoliopsida, Cucurbitales, Cucurbitaceae.
AUUUUAACUCGUAAAAGUUACCUCGUUGAGCGUGCAAGAAAUUAAAACAACUAAAGUUCUCUCUUCUUCUCCGUCGUGAAGCCCAGCGCCGCCUCCAGCUUCGCGUCUUCAGUCCGCUAACCGCCCAGACCAAGGCGCCGCCGACCAGAUCUGUACCGCUAGCUGUCGUUCACAAAAUCCUCCGAUUACAAUUCCAGCUUCUGCUACGAUUACACCUACAAUCUUGGAGUUUCAGCUACGAUUACUCCUAUUUAUUAACCUAAAAUACAUGCUACAUCUCAUAAAUGGCUGGCAAAGCUCAAAUUCCUACCAAGAAUUCAGCGCUUAUUUCUAUGAUUGCUGAUGAGGAUACGGUUGUUGGAUUUCUUCUUGCUGGAGUUGGUAAUGUUGACCUGCGAAGAAAAACUAAUUACCUUAUAGUGGACUCGAAGACGACUGUUAAACAAAUUGAAGACGCUUUCAAAGAGUUCACUACAAGGGAGGAUAUUGCAAUAGUGAUGAUUAGUCAAUAUGUUGCAAACAUGAUCAGGUUUCUGGUAGAUAGCUAUAACAAGCCAAUUCCUGCAAUAUUGGAGAUUCCUUCCAAGGAUCAUCCAUACGAUCCUGCUCAUGAUUCUGUUCUUUCCCGAGUAAAGAACCUGUUUUCUACCGAAUCAGUGGCAUCUGGGAGGUAUUAAAAUGAUAUUGUAACUUUUGUCCCAACUCUUUAUGAAGUCAUCCACCUUUAUUCAAACAUGCUGCAUUUUGCGUUCUCCGCUUUAUGCCUUGAAUUUUAUUUUGCAAUGCUUCUAUUCAUAUCGAUCAAUCGAAUAAAACUCGGAAAAUACAUGGCGUCAGAGGAGCUCGUGGUGUCCAAGCACCUUAGAAUGCCAUUUUUUUUUUUAUUGUACCUUAAUUCCUAUAUUUGAAACAGCAACUUGUCUACGUAUAUCUUGUUCUCUUGGUGCAUGUAUGCCAAAAACCAAACACUGUUGUAAUUACUCUUCUAUUUGAGGCUACUUUUGGAGAUUGAAGAAGUACUUGUUCUUAUUGCCUUCUUGAA